This is a messenger RNA of Ipomoea nil (Japanese morning glory), 2418 nucleotides long. RefSeq names its product probable E3 ubiquitin-protein ligase ARI8. Gene Ontology annotation, biological process: positive regulation of proteasomal ubiquitin-dependent protein catabolic process; ubiquitin-dependent protein catabolic process; protein polyubiquitination. Bases 293 to 2053 code for a protein of 586 amino acids. The record is from RefSeq and is a predicted model, not a curated record. The transcript has 15 exons. Gene Ontology annotation, cellular component: ubiquitin ligase complex; cytoplasm. Gene Ontology annotation, molecular function: ubiquitin protein ligase activity; ubiquitin conjugating enzyme binding; zinc ion binding. Lineage: Eukaryota; Viridiplantae; Streptophyta; Magnoliopsida; Solanales; Convolvulaceae.
UCGAGUUUCCAAACACGAACCUAAAUCCCGCAAAUUUUCACUCCUCUUGUAGACGACACCACUAUUCUGAAGACGUUACAUCUACCAUUUUCCUUUACCCCAACGCUGGAUUAUUCAUGUACAUAAUACAUAAUGUGUAUCUAUCUGCAGUUGCUUGUUUUGUCGAAUUUUUAUUCCUUUUGUGAUUGAAGCAAUCGAUCGCUUGAAUCAUUGCCCCGAUUUGUUAAGCUAUAACCGACCAUUGAGCUUGAUUGAGCUGAGCUAGGGUUUUGAGUUUCGAUUUCUGCAUUCAAUGGAGUCAGAUGAUGAUAUGCACGACGCCAACGACAUAGAGUCGGUCGACGAGGACUUCUACAGCGAUGGCGACGGCUAUGGCUAUGGAGACUCCGCCAUGGACAGUGAUGCCGGGUUAGACUUUUUGGGCAACGAGUCCGAUGACUCCGAAGAACUCGCCCUUAGGCGUUCUCAGAGAAAUUAUACCGUUUUGAAGGAAGAAGACAUUCGUCAACGCCAAGAGGACGAUAUAACAAGAAUUUCCACCGUUCUUUCCAUCUCAAGAGAAGCAGCAUGCAUACUUUUGCACCGUUAUAGUUGGAGUGUAAAUAAGGUCCAUGAGGAAUGGUUUGCUGAUGAGGAAAGAGUCCGGAAAAUUGUUGGCUUGUUAGAAAAGCCUAUCCGAUUUACCAAUGCUAAGGAAGUGGUUUGUGGUAUAUGCUUUGAUAACUGUCCUCUUGAUAGCACAGUUAGUGCUGCAUGUGGCCAUCCCUUUUGUAUUACAUGUUGGAAAGCUUAUAUUAGCACAUCCAUCAAUGAUGGCCCUGGGUGCUUGAUGCUGAGGUGUCCUGAUCCAUCAUGUGGUGCCGCUGUUUGUCAAGAUAUGAUUGAUAUGCUGGCAUCUAAUGAAGAUAGGGAGAAGUAUUACCAUUACCUUCUUAGAUCUUAUAUAGAAGAUAACAGAAAGACAAAAUGGUGUCCUGCCCCAGGUUGUGACUCCGCUAUUGAGUAUGUUCUUGGGAGUGGAAGCUAUGAUGUUAUAUGCAGCUGCACCUAUAGCUUUUGUUGGAAUUGUACAGAGGAAGCUCAUCGGCCUGUAGACUGUGAGACUGUUGCCAAGUGGAUUUUGAAAAACAGUGCUGAAUCUGAAAACAUGAAUUGGAUUUUGGCUAAUUCAAAGCCCUGUCCCAAGUGCAAGCGACCAAUUGAGAAGUACCAAGGUUGUAUGCAUAUGACAUGUACACCACCUUGUAAAUUUGAAUUUUGUUGGCUAUGCCUUGGUGCAUGGUCAGACCAUGGUGAAAGGACAGGUGGUUUUUAUGCAUGCAAUGGUUAUGAAGCAGCAAAGCAAGAGGGAGUGUAUGAUGAAUCUGAAAGGAGGAGAGAGAUGGCCAAAAAUUCCCUGGAACGAUACACUCAUUAUUAUGAACGGUGGGCUACGAACCAAUCGUCUAGGCAAAAGGCUAUGGCAGAUUUACUUCAAAUGCAAAAUGUACAUCUGGAAAAGCUUAGUGAAACUCAAUGCCAACCUGAAUCACAAUUGAAGUUUAUUAUUGAAGCCUGGCAACAGAUAGUAGAAUGUAGGAGAGUGCUGAAGUGGACUUAUGCAUAUGGAUUCUAUCUUCCUGAGAAUGAGCUUGCAAAAAGGCAGUUCUUUGAGUACUUGCAAGGUGAGGCUGAGGCCGGUCUUGAGAGGCUUCAUCAAUGUGCUGAAAAGGAAUUGCAGAGCUAUCUCAAUGCCGAAGGCCCUUCCAAUGAUUUUAAUGAUUUCCGCACUAAACUUGCUGGUCUGACCAGCGUAACUCGCAACUACUUUGAGAAUUUGGUUAGAGCAUUGGAAAAUGGCCUAUCAGACGUGGAUUCUCAUGGAGCUUGUAGCAAGGUGGUGAGCUCAAGAAAUGCAGCUGGGAGCAGCAAGGUGAAAGGUGGUGCUCGGGGAAAGGGGUCUGGGUCAAGCCAAAACUCGGAUGAUUCAGGUGGUUGGGCAUGUGAUCAGUGUACUUACUUGAGCCCAUGGUCUGCAUCUACUUGUCAAAUGUGCCACCAUCGGCGACCAUAAAGUGUAUAUGGCUGGAUGAAACAAGAAAUACUUGAAGAUAUGGUCUCCAAAAGAAAGAUUAGCAGGUGAAGAUUCUGGAUCUGCACAUCCAAUUUGCUCUAGUGGAAAUACAGAAAUGGAUCUGGCUGAUGUGGUUUGUGUUGGAGGGGCAUCAUGAUAUCCAUGAUUUACUGUAAAUAGUUUUUUAUUUUAUUUUAUUUUUGGUUGUUCAGUGGAGCACUGUUUGACUGCUGUAUAACUCGAGUAAGGAAAUGCAAAUGUGGUAAAUGAUCUCUUGAGAGUAAAAUGUGCAUAACAUGUGCUUAUUACAUUUCUCAACCGGAAAAGCCAGCUACUUGAAAUCAGUGAAGAACUGAUUGCUUUUA